Aphidius gifuensis is the source of this 990-nucleotide messenger RNA. RefSeq lists its product as uncharacterized. The record is from RefSeq and is a predicted model, not a curated record. Lineage: Eukaryota; Metazoa; Arthropoda; Insecta; Hymenoptera; Braconidae. The coding region runs from base 1 to 990 and encodes 329 amino acids. The transcript has a single exon.
AUGGCAUUAUCUGACGGUGCUCUUAAGGUAUUAUGUGAACAGUUAAGAGACAUUGCACUAGACUUCUGUAAUACUUCUGAUGAAUGCAAUGGAUGGUUUGGUAAAAAACAUAUCCUAUUUUUUGAAGAUCUAAUGCAACUUAUGCCAGUUGCUCAAGAUGCAGUUUACAUGGAUUUAUCAUCUGAUGAUAUGCAAAAAUGUCUUGAAUCUAUGGGACAUUUUAAUAUUUGGAAACAAUUGGUUGAAUAUGAUGAACUUACUAUAAAUAUGCGUCAGCGAAAUAAUGAUGCCUAUGGGAAAUUUUUGUCUCGGUUGAGGGUUGGAUCUAUGAGGAAAGAAGGUGUUCAGCUGUUAAGCACUCGGAAUAUAAAUUUAGAUAUAUUCUCUGUUGGUGACAGACUCGAUGAACUGUGUAAUUAUAUACAAAAAUUGCCUUCCUCUGCUGUAUGCUUGUUACCAACUAAUGAAAUGUGUGAUGCAAUAAAUUCUGCUAUGUUAGACAAAAUAAAAACACAAGAAAUAUAUAAUCUCUGUGCAAAUGAUACCAUCGAUUGUGAGCCUAUUUAUCGGAAAAAUGCAGAAAAAGACUUAGCUCACAAUAAAUAUGAUGCUAGUCGAUCAGUUGGUUUAGCAAAAAAUAUGACAAUUAAAAUCGGUGCAAAAAUCAUGAUUAGACGAAAUAUUGACUACACAUUAGGCAUGGUCUAUAGUGCGCUUGGUACAGUUGUAUCUGUUUCAAAGAGUAUGGAUGGUAAAAACUUCCAAUCAUUUGUCGUCAAAUUAACUAAAGGAGGUCAUGAUUGUAUAGUUGAAAGAAUAGAUGUGAAAUUCCAGUUCGUAAUACGUUCACAACUUUCUAUUUGUGUUAGUUACGCAAUGACAAUACAUAAAUCUCAGGGAGUUAUUUUAGAGUGCGCUAUUGUUGACGUCGGUGAAAAGUCUUUUGCCAAAGGUAUGACUUACGUUGCACUUUCCGAGUUACAACAUUAA